GUAACUUACUCAAGGAUAUAAAACAGAACACUUUACCACUGCAGAGCCAAAGAAGUAGAAAAGCAGCGGAAGAUGAGUAGAUAAGGAGACUCUAGAAACGACGUUGUGCCGCUCCCGGAGAUAUCCAUUUUUGGCGGCUCUCUCAUCUCCGCAUAUCCUAAAGUAGUUUAAAUGAUGUCAUAAUUGAAGAUUAUGCCUCGGGAUUUGUGAUUUGCUAGAUGACUUCAAGUAUUUUGGUGGUGGAAACAUAAAAUUCUCUUAAAAUUAAGGUGAGAUGGACAUCAGCAACAGCCACAACAACCACAUCUUAUGGUUCUUCAAGCACAAAGGUUUCGAUGACAAAGGCAUUAACGAAAUCUUGAGAAAAUGCAAACGCCUCGAAUCCGUCCAAAAACAAAACCUAUCUGAAAACUGGGAUUACUUAAAAUCCAUCGGAAUCCAAGAACGAAAGCUUCCAUCAAUCAUCACAAAAUGUCCCAAAAUCAUGACCCUCGAUCUAAACCAAAAACUCAUCCCAAUGAUCCAAUGCCUCACAACUCUCUCAACAAAACCCGAAGAAGUCCCUUCCGCCAUAACCAAAUUCCCCCACAUUUUAACCCACAGCAUCGAAGAAAAACUUUGCCCACUCCUCGGUUUCUUCGAGUCACUCGGUGUGUCAGGAACUCAACUCGGUAAAUUAAUCCUCCAUAACCCUAGAAUCAUAAGCUACAGCAUCGAUUCGAAGCUUUCGGGGGUAGUUGACUUUCUUGUAAAUAUCGGUUUGACCAAAGACGGAAUGAUUGGGAAAAUCUUGGUUAAAAACCCAUCGAUUAUGGGGUACAAUGUUGAGAAGCGAUUACGACCCACAACCGAGUUUUUACUUUCGUUAGGGUUAACGAAAUCGGAUCUGCAAAAGGUAGCGAUUAAUUUCCCGGAAGUUAUGUGUAGAGAUGUGGAUAAGAUUUUGAAGCCGAAUCUUGAUUAUUUGAAAAGCCGUGGGUUUGAUUCGCGGCAGAUAGCGGGUUUAGUGGGGAGAUAUCCACCGAUUUUGAUUAAGAGUGUUAAGAACUCAUUGGAACCGAGGAUUAGGUUUUUGGUGGAGGUGAUGGAUAGGGGAAUUGAAGAAGCUGUGGAUUAUCCCGAGUUUUUUCAGCAUGGUUUGAAGAAGAGACUUGAGAGACGUGAGAAGCUUUUGAAACAGAAGAACGUUUCUUGCAGUUUGAGUGAAAUGCUUGAUUGUAAUCAUAAGAAGUUUCUUUCAAGAUUUGAUCUGGUUGCGAAAAUUGUUUAAGUUAUUCCUUCCAUCUUCUCUUUGUGUAAUUUGUAGUUGUUUUGAAGAUUUUGUAAUAUGUAGUUGUUUUAAGCUCGUGAGCUAUAUAUAUGAGAAUUUUAACUACUUAACAAAGAAA
Molecule: messenger RNA, 1388 nt
Organism: Lactuca sativa (garden lettuce)
Lineage: Eukaryota; Viridiplantae; Streptophyta; Magnoliopsida; Asterales; Asteraceae
Product: transcription termination factor MTERF6, chloroplastic/mitochondrial
Biological process (GO): regulation of DNA-templated transcription
Molecular function (GO): double-stranded DNA binding
Source: RefSeq, a predicted model, not a curated record